Messenger RNA from Cylindrotheca closterium, 1203 nucleotides. NCBI's taxonomy places the organism in Eukaryota, Bacillariophyta, Bacillariophyceae, Bacillariales, Bacillariaceae. The record is from the annotation of a GenBank genome assembly.
AUGAAGCGCGCCUAUUAUAUGAUAGCCCUGCUUACUCUGUUGCUACUGGGCUCAGCAACAACACAAGCACAAGAAGAAGAGGCGGAUGACAUUGUCCGAGAUUCCAAUGCUGUGGAAGAGUGCAACAAUGGCGAAAAUGGACUCGCCCUAUAUGGUUCCAAACGUACCUGCAUCGAAAGCUCUGAAUUCGUGGGCACGCGGUGUUUCUUUACCUACAUUCCAGCUUGUGCUGGAGAAGAUUCUCCCUUGGUAUUUGACUUGCACGGCUUUGGAUCUUGUCCUUUGUUUAGCGCCUUUUACACCGGGUGGCGACAGUUGGCGCAAGAAAAUUGUUUCGUGGUGAUUUGGCCACUAGGAACUACCGACCCUACCAUCGCGGAUGAUACUUGCUGGGGCAAUGCAGGAGGGCUUCUCAAUGAAGACGGCAGCAAAUUCUCAAGACCUUGUUGUUGUUUGAAGGGUGCCAUUCCAGUCGUUACCGACCCCAGUGACUUUUUGCGACAAGUUGCUGCCGUUGUCGUAAGAGAUAUUCCCGAACAGACUUCCAACAGUACUUCAAUUGAUUCGAAGAGAAUCUACAUGGCUGGUCAUUCCAAUGGUUGCAUGGCGUCUGUUUCCAUGGCAGCCAUGCAUUCCGACGUCGUCGCCGCAGUAGGUUGUCAUUCUGGAACGGCAACCACUCUAUUCCCAGAAGCUUACAAUGCGACCCCCAUGGCGUUUAUCCACGGGACAUCCGACCCUACUGUACCCUAUGAAGGAGGUGCCUUUGAAUUUGGUGCCCAAGAGUAUCUUUCCAUCAUUUCUCAGACCAACGGAUGCACUUCGUCGACCGAAACUCGAACGGAAGGCUUUGAGGGAACUUCCAACAGCUUUACAGAAUAUCGUUCUUCAAAUUGUACCAACAACGCCGAUGUGACCUUGUACGCCCUGGACAAUGUCGGUCACCAACCAUUUUUCAUUUCAUCUCAAUUCAGGGAAAAUGGCACGGCUCCAAUUGAAUUUGAUACGACCAAACUCAUGUGGGACUUUGUCAAGGAGUAUUCACUAGAGGUCGAGCCAAAACUCGAGGUGAAACCAGCCACCAUGGCACCAUCUUUGGUUCCCAGUGUGAUGCCGACGAUUUCGGCUUCGACACAUAUUCAAGUGGACCUCACACUGGCAAGUGCAACGGUGGCUGCUGCUGCUCUAUUGACUGCUCUUUAG